Messenger RNA from Oncorhynchus kisutch (coho salmon), 5262 nucleotides. RefSeq names its product casein kinase I-like. The record is from RefSeq and is a predicted model, not a curated record. Gene Ontology annotation, molecular function: protein kinase activity; ATP binding. NCBI's taxonomy places the organism in Eukaryota, Metazoa, Chordata, Actinopteri, Salmoniformes, Salmonidae. Gene Ontology annotation, biological process: protein phosphorylation.
AUAUUAACUAUGUGGAAAAAGCCAGACGCAGAGACAGUGGUGAAAGAACAUAGCAAAAAAAUACAAGGGCAACGUAUUCAAAAAUCCAUCUUCAUCUUCGGGAAAAGCAAUUCGGGAUGAUAUCGAAAAUAGCAAGAGCAUAAACUACACACGUUAACCUUCAAAACAAACCCAUUAUUAUGAUUUUAUGACAUUAGGAUUGUUUUAAAAAGAGAGGUGAAAGAUAGUUUGUUGGAUUGUAGCUAGGGACAGUGUUACUAUAUCCGGAUAUAGACUACGGGAAGCAGAAAGAAGAGAGAAAAAUAAACCGUUUCUGGAAAUAAUUUUGCCUUUAAAAAAUAUAUUUGGACUAAAACUUUCUUGGACUUUUGCUGAAACAUAUUUUUUGGUGGAUUUUGAGCUAGCUUGCUAGCUAUAAAUUGUCAAUCAUGGAAUUGAGAGUGGGAAACCGAUACAGACUGGGCAGAAAAAUUGGAAGUGGUUCGUUUGGAGAUAUUUAUUUGGGUACUGAUAUCUCGGUAGGAGAGGAGGUGGCCAUCAAGCUAGAAUGUGUGAAGACCAAGCACCCACAGCUCCACAUCGAGAGCAAGAUUUACAAGAUGAUGCAGGGAGGAGUGGGUAUCCCAACGAUAAAGUGGUGUGGGGCGGAGGGCGACUACAACGUGAUGGUGAUGGAGCUGUUAGGACCUAGUCUGGAAGACCUGUUCAACUUCUGCUCCCGCAAGUUCUCCCUCAAGACUGUCCUGCUGCUGGCUGACCAGAUGAUCAGCCGUAUAGAGUACAUCCACUCUAAGAACUUCAUCCACAGAGACGUGAAGCCAGACAACUUCCUGAUGGGCCUGGGCAAGAAGGGCAACCUGGUGUACAUCAUCGACUUUGGGCUGGCCAAGAAGUACCGCGACGCCCGCACACACCAGCACAUCCCCUACCGCGAGAACAAGAACCUGACCGGCACCGCACGCUACGCAUCCAUCAACACACACCUGGGAAUCGAGCAGUCUCGUCGUGAUGACCUGGAGUCUCUUGGCUAUGUCCUGAUGUACUUCAACCUGGGCAGUCUGCCCUGGCAGGGCCUGAAGGCUGCCACUAAGAGACAGAAGUACGAACGCAUCAGUGAGAAGAAGAUGUCUACCCCCAUCGAGGUCCUCUGUAAAGGAUAUCCAUCGGAGUUUGCCACGUACCUGAACUUCUGCCGUUCUCUGCGGUUCGAUGACAAGCCCGACUACUCGUACCUCAGACAGCUGUUCAGGAACCUGUUCCACAGACAGGGCUUCUCCUACGACUACGUCUUCGACUGGAACAUGCUCAAGUUUGGCGCCAACAGGGCAGCGGAGGAUGCAGAGAGGGAGAGGAGAGCUGGUGAGGACAGACUGAGACAGGGACAGGCCAGGGCCCCUGCAGGGGCCAGGGGGAUCCCCUCCGCCUCCGGACGACCCAGAGGAGCACAGGACGCAGCCGCACCCGCACCCCUCACACCCACCUCACACACAGGUAUGGAGCGAGAGAGGAAGGUCAGCAUGCGUCUUCAUCGUGGAGCUCCUGUCAACAUCUCCUCCUCAGACCUGACUGGACGACAGGACUCACGCAUGUCCACCUCACAGGCUCUCUCUCGUGUCACCCCCAGUGGCCUCCAGUCAGCAGCCCCUCGAUGAGUCCCUCUGCCCCCAUCACCACCACCGUCACCACCCUGGAGGGUUAAACCAUGCACGGCCCUAACCAUACCACACACCAACACACACUUCAAUACCUGGAGGACGCUUACUGAAACAACCAGUCAACCCAUCAGAAGCCUGGACUCUUACACAAUCAACCAAUCAAAAGGCAGGACAAGGACCUCGUCAUCCGCUAGCAACUCCAUCCAUCCAACCAGCCAAUCAAAACACACAGACUGAUGCUCUGCCUCUUUGACAUCAACUGAUCUCUGCUAAGUAACAAGCUCAUGCUGUUGUAACAGGGUGGAUGACACACACACUCUCUCUCUCACACACACACACACACACACGACUCAGAGAGCGUUCAGCCGUGCUCAUCGGGGAUGGAGGAGGAGGAGAUGAGACGGGGAUGGAGGAGGAGAGGGGGGAAGGAGAGAUUUUGUUGCCCCUGGCACACCCAGAACAUUCACUGCCCCCCCCCCCCCACCCCUCUGCUUUCGUGAACCCCAGUGAGGACACUGACAUGGGGCACAGACCUGCUUAAUGCCCCUUACACACCACCUCCUCCAUCACUUCUCUCCCUCUCUCCUCCUCCAUCACUUCUCUCCCUCUCUCUCCUCCUCCAUCACUUCUCUCCCUCUCUCUCCUCCUCCAUCACUUCUCUCCCUCUCUCUCCUCCUCCAUCACUUCUCUCCCUCUCUCUCCUCCUCCAUCACUUCUCUCCCUCUCUCUCCUCCUCCAUCACUUCUCUCCCUCUCUCUCCUCCUCCAUCACUUCUCUCCCUCUCUCUCCUCCUCCAUCACUUCUCUCCCUCUCUCUCUCUCCUCCUCCAUCACUUCUCUCCCUCUCUCUCUCUCCUCCUCCAUCACUUCUCUCUCUCUCUCUCUCCUCCUCCAUCACUUCUCUCCCUCUCUCUCUCUCCUCCAUCACUUCUCUCUCUCUCUCCUCCAUCACUUCUCUCCCUCUCUCUCUCUCCUCCAUCACUUCUCUCUCUCUCUCCUCCAUCACUUCUCUCCCUCUCUCUCUCUCCUCCAUCACUUCUCUCCCUCUCUCUCUCUCCUCCAUCACUUCUCUCCCUCUCUCUCUCUCUCCUCCAUCACUUCUCUCCCUCUCUCUCUCUCUCCUCCAUCACUUCUCUCUCUCUCUCUCUCUCCUCCAUCACUUCUCUCCCUCUCUCUCUCUCUCCUCCAUCACUUCUCUCCCUCUCUCUCUCUCCUCCAUCACUUCUCUCCCUCUCUCUCUCUCUCCUCCAUCACUUCUCUCCCUCUCUCUCUCUCCUCCAUCACUUCUCUCCCUCUCUCUCUCUCCUCCAUCACUUCUCUCCCUCUCUCUCUCUCCUCCAUCACUUCUCUCCCUCUCUCUCUCUCUCCUCCAUCACUUCUCUCCCUCUCUCUCUCUCUCUCCUCCAUCACUUCUCUCCCUCUCUCUCUCUCUCUCCUCCAUCACUUCUCCUCUCUCUCUCUCUCUCCAUCCUCUCUCCUCUCUCUCCUCCUCCAUCACUUCUCUCCUUCUCUCUCUCUCUCUCCUCCAUCACUUCUCUCCCUCUCUCUCUCUCUCUCCUCCUCCAUGCUGAACCAGAUGCUCCUCCCAGCCAGACAGUUCUCCUCCAGAGUUGCUGUCCUGAUAAAAACCAUCAGCUUGUUUCUCUUUCCUGUUGUUUUUUUUACUUUAUUUACUUGACUUUUUCCUCUGUGUUUGUAUUUUAGGUGAAGUUGAUUAAAAGUUUGUUUGUACUGGCAGUGUUCUGUUCUGACUACACUGACUGUGUGUGUUGCUGUUUUUAUACGGUGGCUGAAUAUCAACUGACGAAUGCCAAAUCAUUAAUGGUGUCUGUGUGAAAAGUCAAGUGUGUUUCCUGUUUUAAAGAGAGACGAUGGAAGUAAUAUUAAAUGAAUAACCCCCCCUAAUUGAAGCUCUGAAGGUCAUGUGAGAGAGGUCUGUUUGUGCAGCGGUAGAUGGCCUGGGUUCCAUUUUGUGUCCUCAAAAGACUCUCUUAAUCCCCACAAUGCAAUGCUGAGAAAGAGAGUACUAUUCUCCAACUGGACAGCGGGUUUGUUUAGAGGGAAGACGUUUUAAUGUGUCCCAAACACCACCCUACUCCCUAUGGGCUCUGGUCCAUUUUAUUGGUCACGUACUACACGUGUUCAGCCGAUGUGUGUGUGUAGCUACAUGCUUGUGGACUGAAUAGGGAUUAGGGUGCUGUUUGAGACGUGUCCCUCUCUGUUGUUUUUAAAGGGGACUGGGAGAAAGCAAAUCCUCUACUGUUCUGAAGGUGACUGUGUGUGACAGUUUUAAAUAAGGACUGGUUGUUUGUCCAUAGGGAUGGGGGGGGGGGGUUGCCGAUGUCUUCUCUGCUAGUCAGUCUGUUUCUCCAUCACCUCGUCUCUCUUCAGCCUCCUCUUCCUCUUCUGCUGUUGGUGUUCUGGGGCUGAAAGCUGUGAAUCACCCGUCUCCACACUCAUGUAGCAGUUAUUUUUGUAGUUGAACUUGUUGGUCAGUUAAAUGUGUGUUGGGGGGGGGGGGGGGGUCUGCUUUAAAAUGCCUUUUUCAACCUAUGCUUUCAAUCCACAAUCUCAAACUUUUAUUUUUUAUUUUGUUAUCAAUCAAUAUUUUAAAAUGUUUAUAAUGUAAUGAGACUACGUUUCUAAGAAAAAAGUGAUCUGAUAAUUGCCAGAGGGCAAAGUCGGGUUUGGUGGAUGUACAGGAGACUAUCGACCAAUGCUACGUUUCUCUCUCUUCUGGUUGUCCUAUUGGUUAGUUCAGGAAGAGGGCCAACCCACUCGUCACAUCAUUCAGUGUAGUACUGCCUCAGGGUGCUGUAGGCCUUUUCUGUAGUCUGGGUUAAAGGGGCUUUAGUGGUUCCUGGAUCAGUUUGUGCUGUCUUGUCAACUUUAUCACUCAGUGCAUUAUAAUGAGUGACAAGGAGUUGGCAAGAGAGUCCAACCAGAUCUGGGACCAGUCUAGUUUAGUGCGUCGGUCUUCUGUUGUCAUGUAUAUAAGAUGUACCUAGUACUCAACGGUGAAAUAUCAUGUCUGCAUUAGGAGCUGGUAGCAGUUCCAGGAUCAGAUGUAUUGUUAUCCUCCUAAUGAUUAAGGUUAGGAGUUAGUUGGAUAACCUGAUCCUAGAUCUGUGGUUAGGGUUAAGUUCUACCUCCAGCUCUGUAUUAGCCACUGUGUGUAGUAUGAUGAUGAUGAUGAAGGUAGUGUAUGGGGGGGGGGGGAUGAAUGCUUCACUCCAUUGUAGUUUUGGGUAAGUUAGUUUUAAACCCUCUAACCAACCGGCUGAUGGUCUCAAAAAAAAAAAGAACCUCCCACCUCAUUCUCUUCAGUGUGGGAUUGUGGGUAAUGACGAUCAAGGUACACUUGUGUUAAGUACAGUUCUUUACGUGGGAUCUCUGGUUUCUCUCUGGGUCGAUGUCGUGUCUUUCCCCUCUCUCUCUUUAUGUCCUUCUUGUUUUGUGUUUGCAUCUCUACGUGGGGACGGACUCCGGACACCUUGCGUCGGUUCCCACAAUGCAUCACUCACUGAGUCAUGGGAAGUCUUGUCAUUUGUAACGCCACUGUAUUUGUGUAUUUUAAAAUUGUGUAAAUAAAUGAAUAAGUCCUUGUA